This is a messenger RNA of Solea solea (common sole), 3858 nucleotides long. RefSeq names its product low density lipoprotein receptor b (gene ldlrb). NCBI's taxonomy places the organism in Eukaryota, Metazoa, Chordata, Actinopteri, Pleuronectiformes, Soleidae. The record is from RefSeq and is a predicted model, not a curated record. Gene Ontology annotation, molecular function: calcium ion binding; protein binding. The coding region runs from base 173 to 2803 and encodes 876 amino acids. The transcript is spliced from 18 exons.
ACUCGCGCUCCAUAAUAUUUAGUCUCACAGACGCUUGCUGCGUGUCUCGUGUGUUGUCUCCUGUCGUGUCUGUCACAUCCAGAGCCUUUUACGCACGGGCUCUCAGACCUGACUGUUUGACAUUUGUCUUUACUUUGGCUGUGUAAUUAAGGACAGACAGGGAGGACGGGAAAUGUUUGGGAUGUGGAGGACACUCGCAGGACUGUCCACAUGCUGGUGUGUCCUGGUGCUGAUUCAGUUUUCGACUCCAUCAGAUGCAGCGUUCACGUGCAGCUCCACUCAGCUCAAGUGUGGAAAUGGGAGGUGUGUGACACGCAAGUGGAUCUGUGAUGGAACUGACGACUGUGGUGAUGGAACUGAUGAACUGCCUGAGACCUGUGCGACCAAAACCUGUCUGGAGUCAGAGUUCAACUGUGGCCUCCCCACGAACCAGUGUAUCUCGGGAAAGUGGCACUGCGAUGGAGCAAACGACUGUGACAACGGGGCCGACGAGAAGAACUGCACGGCCAAAGAGUGUAGCGCUGAAGAGUUCCGUUGUGCCAACGGCCAGUGUAUAUCCAAAUCCUUCGUCUGCGACAGUGAGAACGACUGCUCGGACGGCUCGGACGAGGCCUCAUGUCUCAAGCCCACGUGCAACUCGCGAUCCUUCCAGUGCCACAACUCGGUGUGCAUGCCAAGUAUGUGGCGCUGCGAUGGCGACGAGGACUGCGCGGACGGCUCAGACGAGUGGCCGGAGAACUGUGUGGGAGAGCAGCCGAAGAAAACGGAAGCGCUCUGCCAGAGUCACGAGUUUCAGUGUGCCAACGGGGAAUGUAUCCACGGCAGCUGGAGGUGUGACGGAGGCACGGACUGCCGGGAUCGAUCGGACGAGAGCAACUGCAGUCGAGCUACUUGUAGUCCGGAUGAAUUCCAGUGUAAUGACGGCACCUGCAUCCAUGGCAGCCUCCAAUGUGACAAACGGCCCAACUGCAGGGACGUCAGUGAUGAGAUCGGCUGCAACAUAGAAAAUGCAUGUGAAGGUCCGACUAAGUUCAAAUGUAGCAGUGGGGAGUGCAUCAGCGCGGAGAAGGUGUGUGACGAACGGAGAGACUGCGCGGACGCUUCUGAUGAACCUGUCAAAGAGUGUGGCAACAACGAGUGUCUGACAGAAAACGGUGGCUGCUCCCAUGUUUGUAGCGAUCUGAAGGUCGGCUACAACUGCUCGUGCCCUUCUGGGUUCAGUCUGAAGGUGGACAAGAGAACGUGUGAAGACGUUGAUGAAUGUGCUCAGCCAGACAUUUGCAGUCAGAUUUGCAUCAACUUGCCAGGCAGCUACAAGUGCGACUGCAAGGAUGGCUUUGAAAUCGACCCCGCGACCAAAACAUGCAAGGCUGAAUCAGGCACUGUGCCAACCCUGUACUUCACCAACAGACAUGAGGUGAGGAAGAUGACAGUGGACCGCAGGGAGUACGUCCAUGUGAUCCCACAGCUGAAAAAUGCAGUUGCUCUGGACAUGGACAUGCCAAACAAGAUAAUGUUCUGGUCCGACUUAUCUCUGAAGAAAAUCUACAGCUCCAGCAUCGACUUGGCGAGUAACUCCUCUUAUCACUCUGUGGUUAUUGGGAGUGACAUCGAGGCUCCAGAGGGCAUUGCAGUUGACUGGCUCCACGGCAACAUCUACUGGACUGACAGCGUUAUGAAGACCAUCUCUGUAGCAACAACAGACGGCAGCAAGAGGAAGACCCUCAUUACAGAAAACCUGGAAAAGCCGAGAGCCAUCACCGUGGACCCAGUAAAUAACUUCAUGUACUGGACAGACUGGGGUGAGGAGGCUAAGAUAGAGAAGAGUGGAUUGAAUGGAGCGGAUCGUGUUACUCUGGUGACAAAUAACAUCGUGUGGCCCAAUGGCAUCACCCUGGAUAUGCUCAACCAGCGUCUGUACUGGGUGGACUCCAAGUUGCACACACUCUCCAGCAUUGACGUGAACGGCGGCACAAGACACACUGUCAUUUUUGACUUGGAAAGACUCUCCCAUCCUCUUUCCCUCGCUGUGUUUGAGGAGAAAGUGUUUUGGACCGACACAAGCAAUGAAGCUGUUUUUAGUGCCAACCGUCUGACAGGAAAGGAUAUUACUGAGCUGGCAGGGAACCUGAACCAUCCAGAGGACAUCAUCCUCUACCACAACCUCAAGCAGCCCAGCGGUCUGAACUGGUGCAGCGGAAGUAACAGAAUGAAUGGAGGGUGUGAGUUCCUGUGCCUCCCCGCUCCCCAGAUCAACCAGCGCUCUCCGAAGUACACCUGCGCCUGUCCCGAUCACAUGACCUUGGGAACUGACAUGAGGACGUGCGUGACAGGCGCAGUCGUCCCUCCUGUCGAAGACAAAGGUGAUGCGUCGCUCCCAGCUACAACCACCACCAAGCCCACGACACCCAAACAGCCUGUCCCCACUACAACAACAACGACAACCGACAUCAGAGCAACAGAAAAACUCUCAACUAUCUCAGCCUUUAAGACCACGCAGGGAACACAGCAGUCGUCUGCCGACGCUCAAGGUAACAGAGCAUCCAUGCCCAAAGAGGCCCCUGCCUCCCACCCCAUUGCUCUCUAUGCCGUGUUGCCUAUAAUGCUCAUCACCGUGCUGGUCGUUGGAGCAAUGUUGCUGAGGAGACGCUGGCGUCUGAAGAACACCAACACCAUCCACUUUGACAAUCCGGUGUACCAGAAAACCACCGAGGACGAGGUGCACAUCUGCAGGAACAGCUCCGAUGGCUAUGUUUAUCCUCAGAGGCAAAUGCUGAGCAUGGAGGACAUGGAUAUUGCAUAAUCGAAAGAUGAAGACGGGUUUUAUUGGAUGUGAUUUGAAGCAUCACAUGACAUUUUUCUGCACAACUGUUGCCUCCCUCCCCCAGUACCUCAUUCUGUGGCGGAUAUUUCUAACCUCAGCACUGUGCCGUCCAAUUUUGAAGAAACAACUUAAAAAAAGAGGGGAGGGGAAAAGAUUCUUUCAAACUUUUUUUUACAACAAAAUAGAGCAGAACUACAGGAAGCCGGUAAUUCAGACCACAACGCGGCUUCAAAAUGAAGGACUACUGCCUAGUUUUACAAGAUUAUCUCUCUGGUCACAGGCUACAUGAAGCAUCUUCUUUCUAAGGAGGUGCAGAAGAGAUUUCAGCUUACCGUCAACACACCGCCUCGGUUUGAUGAUUAAUACAUGUGCAUUACAAUCUUUCUUCAAUGUCUUUCACUUGGAAAGUCUGACCUUUACUGUCUUAACUCAUACGUGUGCCUUCUAUCCACUCUGGUGGUUUGGUGAAGUUUGUUGGAUGUCGAUACACUAAAUGCCUUCACUGACCUCACUACCUUCCAAACCAGUUUCUGUGGUAAGUCAGUGUUUUAGUGCUUUAACCCCAGGCAGUGAUGACCUGCACUGGGAAAUAUUGUGGCCUUCUCCUCUCCUGGAUAGAGCUUUGCACAUUUUGUUGUCUACUAUCCUCCGUUUUAGUCCCUUAAAUGAAAAUCACAUUUGAAUCAGUGACCCGAUGUUAUUUUCCCCUCCAGAUGAGACAUCUGAGUAUGAAGAGUAAAGUGAAAAAAGCUGCUAAGUUUUCUGAAUCAAGCAAAAUGAAGAAAAUGCUCUUUUUUUAAAUGAAGAACGUGAACAGUGAUUGUACGAUUGAUGAUGACCUAUACCUGAAAAUAUUUUAUUUUGUAAAUACUGUUGUAAAGCACUCGAGUUAAUGGUGGAGUUGCCUUCUACAUUUGUAAAUUUCAAUCGAGAUGUAAAUAUGUAUAAGAUUCCUCUAUUUAUUUGUGGGAAGGGUUUUUGGUUGUUGUUACUUGGUUGUAAAUAUACUACAUAUAUAUAUGUGUGUGUGUGUG